AUGUCCUUCCACCCUACCACUGCAGUGAGUGCGUACAAGCCUGCUUAUGGUUCACCAGCCAUCAAGGAUUUGGAUUUCACUCGGCCCUUCUUGCUCAAACCAGGCCAUGCUGGCACUACCGUUAGGGACUUCGAGGAGAACACCUGGCCCGAGAUUGCGACUGCCAAGCUGCCUGAAUCCACCCUUGCGACCUCUUCUGUCGUUCUUCCCUGUGCAUUCAGCGGAGACAACGCCAUCCCGGACGAAAAAGGGUACAUCAAUCUCUCAUUGGCGCCGUCGGCCUGCUUCAAUCGCUACACUGACUUUGACGAGCUCGAUUGGUCAGACGUCUUUCACGUUCUCGGCACCAAGGACGACAAGGCAUUCUCCAUCCCCACACAGCUCGCAGUCCGUCACAAGGUAACGGUUGUCGAUCAGCAGCCCGGGAAGUCACGCAACGAGCUCUAUGUCAGCGAAGAUGAUCCGACCCCUAAGGUGGCCCCAGACCUUGUCAAAUGGCUGAUGGAGGCGGAGGAAGAUCUGUCGGUGACAUAUCAGGACUCGGUCGGUCAGUGGCUCUCGAAGUUGACUCCCGAGGAUUGGCGAGCACAUGAGCUGGAAUCCUCAAUGGACACUCUGGCUUUCAGUCAAGAGGUGAAGAGUGCGCUGUCCGCCACUCUGAUGGACGAUGGGCACGACGGUGUCGGUCUUCUGACCGAAGGGCCGAUGCGCCAGCGGAUGCGGGUGCCGGCGAGGCGUGGACUGCUGGUCCGAUUCGGACCAUCGGUGGCAAGUGAAAUUGGGACAUCUCCUCCCAUCUUCCGCCUUGUCUAA
This is a messenger RNA of Dioszegia hungarica, 813 nucleotides long. RefSeq lists its product as uncharacterized. The record is from RefSeq and is a predicted model, not a curated record. NCBI's taxonomy places the organism in Eukaryota, Fungi, Basidiomycota, Tremellomycetes, Tremellales, Bulleribasidiaceae. The transcript has a single exon. The coding region runs from base 1 to 813 and encodes 270 amino acids.